AUGUUUUCAUUUUUGAAUUCUAUUGCUUCAGCUUCUGCUAGCGUAUUAAACUACGAUGACUUAUCUUAUGAAGAAUUGAAAGAGAUGACCGUCUUUCAACGUAUCAAGGUUCAUGAUUGGAAGUUAGAGUACAUGACAAUUGGCUUCACCCUUGCCUUUAUUGUGUUAUUCAAGGUCGGUGACUACUGGAAUGAGCGUAAAGUGACCACAUUCCUCAAUUCUCAAAAGGAGUUGUUCCUUAAGAAUUUUGCUCAAUUCGGUGUCUCCCCAGAUGCCACUUAUAUUAAGGAUCUGUCUGAAGCAUACUCAUCAUAUGCUUCUGGUAGAGAAAACAUUGCCAAGGUUGAUAUCACUUUCAAGUUGAAGCCAAGACAUAACACUUUCGUCUGGCUCUUAGAAACCGGCCUUUCAUUCUUCACUGAGUCAGUCAACUCUCCUCAAGAUAGAGUUGACAUUGUUAUUACCCCAUCGAUUGCCUAUGAUAACUUCAUCACUGCCAUCGUUUCUAAGAUCGGUAUGAAUGAUUACAGAAAGUUUAACUACUUCCUUUCCUUGACCAAGACUUCUGAUUCAGAUAAAAUACCAGAAUCGUUCGUAUUCAUGAGUGAAGCUGCAGAAUUCCAAGAAAAGACUCUUACUGAACCGUUACGUGAAGCAUUGAAGUUAGAAUCCGCUUCAUUCUUGAGAUAUAUUGCCUUCACCGAUCAAGCAGUUGAAAAGCCAGCUACUCUUGCUGGGUUCCAACCUCAGCGUAGAAUCAUUGUUUCUUCUCAUUUAGUUGGUGGUAAGCAGCAAUUACAGCAAAUCACCGAUAUCUUGGCUGCUUUAUUUGCUUUAGUUGAUGACUUGGCCUCUAAGAAAAUUGAAUUCAAGGUUGAAGCAUUAAGAAAGAUUGUCAAGACAAGAGAAAUUGAAAUUGCCAAAUUUAGAAAGAUUGAAGAUGAAGUCAAGGCUGAAAUUAAGGCUGAAGAAGACGCCAAGUUGAAAAAGGAAGAAAGAGACAGAGUAAGAAAGUUGUCUCCAGCAGAACAAGAAAAAAUCGAAAAGAAAGCAUUGGAAAAGCAAAGGAAGAAGGCAAUGAAGAAGCAAAAGGUUAGAAUGUAA
Messenger RNA from Dujonia railenensis, 1104 nucleotides. Lineage: Eukaryota; Fungi; Ascomycota; Pichiomycetes; Serinales; Debaryomycetaceae. The record is from the annotation of a GenBank genome assembly.